Messenger RNA from Eufriesea mexicana, 2121 nucleotides. Its product is annotated as kanadaptin. The transcript is spliced from 6 exons. The coding region runs from base 1 to 2121 and encodes 706 amino acids. NCBI's taxonomy places the organism in Eukaryota, Metazoa, Arthropoda, Insecta, Hymenoptera, Apidae. Gene Ontology annotation, molecular function: protein binding. The record is from RefSeq and is a predicted model, not a curated record.
AUGGAAACUAAAUUAAGCGAGUUUAUGUCAGAAAAUUAUUUAAACGAUAGUGAAAGAGACAUAUCAACUGACAUAAACAAUCAAGAAAUGUACACUAAUAAAAUACCUAACCCUCUUGAUACUUCUGGGAAUAAUAUUGUUUCAUCGAAACAAUAUACAAAUGAUUUGUUUAAAAGUCCCAAUGGAAUUGACAAUAUUGUAACUUUUAAGAAGCCAACUGUAUUACUUGAUUUGAAACGUUCUUUGACGUUAAAUAAAAUUUCGAAAAUAUCACCCUUAACAGACACAUGUGCAGUGGGAAAUAAUGAUUGUUGCUCAGAUUGUGAUAGAAAGGCUGAAGAAACCUCAAAAUCUUUUCCAUAUAUAGAACCACCUUGGGGAGGAAUGCCAGAAGAGAAUUAUAAAUUGGAAGUAUUAAAGUCUGGAGUCAUUGUUGAGACAAUCGUACUCAGCAAACAAAGUUUUCAUGUUGUUGGACGCUUACCUUUUUGUCAUUUAUCGCUUGCUCAUCCCUCUAUUUCAAGAUAUCAUGCAGUUUUGCAAUAUAGAUUUAAAGAAGAUAAAGAAAAUUAUAAAGGUUUUUAUAUUUAUGACCUAGGGAGUACCCAUGGUACUUUUUGGAAUGGAAGCCGUAUAAAGCCUAAUGUUUAUGUAAGAAUACAAGGAGGUCAUAUGAUUAGAUUUGGUUGUAGCCAACGAAAAUACAUUUUACAAGCUCCACCAGAAGAUGAAGAGGAAGAAUCUCAGUAUAGCAUAACUGAGUUGAAGGAAAUGAGAGCAUCCCAAAUAGAAAAACAGCGCAUGGAGGAGAAACUUAAAGCAUCUAUUGAAGAGAAAGAAAGUGAUGGCAUUGAUUGGGGAAUGGGUGAAGAUGCAGAUGAAGAGACAGAUCUACAAGAAAAUCCAUAUGCUUCUAUUAUAGAUGAAAAUCUAGUCUUAGAAGAUCCUAAAAGAACUUUAAGAGGGUGGUUUGAAAGAGAAGGAUAUGAUCUUCAUUAUCAAGCAGAGGAGAAAGGAUUUGGACAAUUCUUGUGUUGGGUGGAUCUUCCCACUGAAGAUAUUGUUGGUCAUUCAACAAGAGCAGAAGCCCUAGUUAAAGGUAAAAAGAAAGAAGCAGUUGUGCAAUGUGCAUUAGAAGCCUGUAAAAUUUUGGACAAAUAUGGACUGUUAAGGCAAGCGAAUCAUGAAGCACGGAAAAGGAAAACAAGGAAUUGGGAAGCCGAAGAUUAUUAUGAUUCAGAUGAAGAUAAUUUUUUAGACAGGACAGGUUCAGUAGAAAUGAAGCGGGCUCAGAGAAUGCGAUUAGCUGGGAAAUUGGAGGAAAAAGCUGAAACAUAUGAUUCAUUACUUGAAAGGUACAAAGAAGUUACAAAACGAAUAUCGCGUUUAUCAAUUUCAAUCAGUAAUUGGCAGAAUGCAAAUACUGCAAAGAAAGAAAUAAAUGAAGAAGAUGAAUUAGAUGCUUUUAUGUUAAGUCUAAAUUCAUUUGCUUUAACUAAAAGCGACAUUGCUAAGAUGAAGUUAGAAUUACAAAAUCUUCGAAAAGAAGAAGCAAAUUUAAUUAAGUUAUUAAAUUUAACGCAGCCAGCAAAUUUACCAUCUCCUUCUUAUCACAAUGUUACUCAUCAAACAAUAUGUCAGACUAACACAAUGGUGCAGAAUGAACUACCGGAAAGAAAGAAUGAAUUACCGGAAAGAACGAAAAUUCACGGAUCUUUAGUUCAACGUAAAAAGGAAAAACAGAGAACAAACCGACAUACAAUUUCAAAUACUUUACCAAUCACAAUUGCUGAUACAUCAGUGGAAACAGGACCUAUGGAAGAAGUAGAUAGCGAUGACAAUAGUGAAUUAAUUUCGAAUUUGUCUUAUGCCUCGUCACAUAAAGAAGAUUCCGAAUUAUCCUGUUCUACUAAUACUACUGUUGUCACAAAAGAUGCACCUUCUAAGAAACAUAAGGAACAGCAAGAUUUUGAAAUGCAAGUAUCAAAAAGGCAUCAAAGAGAGCAGCAUAAAAUAUAUUGCGACCAAGAUGUAUACGCCGAUAAUUAUUCAAUGUGGAUUCCACCAUCAGAUCAAGCAGGAGAUGGAAAGACAAGUCUUAACGAAAAAUACGGCUAUUAA